Molecule: messenger RNA, 1200 nt
Organism: Sclerotinia borealis F-4128
Lineage: Eukaryota; Fungi; Ascomycota; Leotiomycetes; Helotiales; Sclerotiniaceae
Source: the annotation of a GenBank genome assembly
AUGGCACGAACCAAGAACGGAGUCCGGAAAACUUCAGCUGGAAUAGAAAACCGAGAUAAUCCAAAGCGCAAACGCGAAGAAGCAGCCGGAGCAGAAGCCCCCUCUAAACGCAAAGGAGAUUUCCCCUCCACCUUCCAAGAACAAGAUCAAGAUCGACCAUCGAAAAAAGCAAAACCUGCUACCACCAUUUCCCAUCCUAGAUCUCACCAAGCUCCCUCCACCACCUCCAGCGCGCAAGCUCAACCCGAAGACACCAUUCCCUCCGCCUCCGCCUCCGCCUCAGCCCCAACCUCAAACCCGUCCACCCACCAAACACCUCCUCAAAUUCUCCCUCCAAUCGAUCUAACCACCACCCACCAAACAACCCACCUCUCCAUCCUCUCUUCCUCACACGUCCACAAGAAAGUCUCCCGCAUCCUCUCUAUCCUCAGUAUCUUUUCCUUUUCGGAUCCUUCUCCCCACGUCGUGCUUCUAUCUGCCAAAGCACCCGUUGGAUGCAAGCUCAUUACCAUUGCGGAGAUUGCCAAGCGGGAGUUAGCGAAGAGUGGUUACAAGUGGUUUCAGUACAAUGUUAUUGGAGAGUUGAGUGCUACUAUGCCGCAUACUGCCACGAUUGAGCCAAGGGGGAUUGAGAAUACAGAGGAAGAUGUAAGAAUGGAAGACGCCGACGAGGAGGGGGAAGCUUUCGAAACCAUGAAGACACCCUUCGAAAGAGCACUUGAAGCAGAAAGAAGACCUAAGAUUAAAGGUGUGGCUACUUUAACUCUCUAUCUAUCUCGAGUCAGAAUUGAGAGUUUGAAGAAGAUCUAUGGAACCCGAAUGUACAUGCAUAAUGUGGAUAGGCCGCUGGUUUCGCAGCAGCUUGUCGCCAAAGUUCAACAUGCCGACCGCGAGAGCCCCGAGUAUCACCGUGAAGUUGAGCCAGGAGAGAAAGGUGCGCUCGUUGGCGAAGAAUACUUUGGGUUCGACCCGUGUGGGGAGGGCGAUGCGUUUUCCUGUGGGUGGCGAGGGAGGUGGUUAGUUAUUGGGUUGGAUUGGGUUGGAUUGGGUAGGGGGUUGGAAUUAGAGAGCUUGGGGAGGAAUCGGGAAUUGGAGGUUCUUGAAAGGCAAGCUCAUGCCAUUCCGCAGAAACUCGCACAGGAAAGAUUGAGAAGAACAUACCAGGCGCCGUUUGAAGAAGAGGUUGGCUCGACAUCUUGA